AUGGACGCCGCUGAUGGCGUGGAACAGCUUUUUGCAGAGCAUACGGCCGUGCCUGCGUUAGCCGUGUUGCAGCAGCUACGGAAGGACUUGAGCCAGCAGCAGGGUGAAAAGCUGCUGAACAACCACCGGGAUUGUCUUCAGUUGGGAACAUGUAGCUUUGGACGGCGCGGUCGAGCAUCGUACGCAUUGCGGACGCAAGCCGAGGUGCAGCGUCUCUUUAACAUCACCAAAAUAUCCGGUCCGCAUGGUGCAGAAGUGGUCCGUGCAGCCCAUCCCCUGGCAGGCUCGGUGUGUGACGGCGGUACAGCCGACACGAUGUCCAUGCUCAUCGAUUCACAACCAACCCGCGAUCAUGUAGGAAAUGUAGACCCGUCCUGCGGCACUGGCUUCUCUGCAGUUCCUAGGAAUACGGUUUGGGCUGCUCUGUAG
Messenger RNA from Volvox carteri f. nagariensis, 429 nucleotides. RefSeq lists its product as uncharacterized. The coding region runs from base 1 to 429 and encodes 142 amino acids. The record is from RefSeq and is a predicted model, not a curated record. NCBI's taxonomy places the organism in Eukaryota, Viridiplantae, Chlorophyta, Chlorophyceae, Chlamydomonadales, Volvocaceae. The transcript has 3 exons.